This is a messenger RNA of Leucoraja erinaceus (little skate), 4108 nucleotides long. Its product is annotated as prolactin-releasing peptide receptor-like. The transcript has a single exon. Gene Ontology annotation, cellular component: plasma membrane; neuron projection. NCBI's taxonomy places the organism in Eukaryota, Metazoa, Chordata, Chondrichthyes, Rajiformes, Rajidae. Gene Ontology annotation, biological process: G protein-coupled receptor signaling pathway. Gene Ontology annotation, molecular function: neuropeptide binding; neuropeptide Y receptor activity. The record is from RefSeq and is a predicted model, not a curated record. The coding region runs from base 134 to 1318 and encodes 394 amino acids.
CCAUAUUGCCCAGCAUGCCUACCUCCACAAAAUGAGUAAAAUACAUCACUUGGAAAAAUGCUGAUAGAGAGAUCGUUUCUCAUCUUGAAAAGCAGCAGAAGGGUGGAAAUAAGGAAGCAAGAAAUGUGGGUAAAUGUGUGGGAUUAGUGAGCGCUUGAUGGUAUAUGAUUUGUUCUGUGUUUUCCACACAGGUGAGCCGGUGAUGACUGCGAAUGAAUCUGGCGUCUGGCAGGUGGCCCUCAACGGUUCGAUGUGCAAUGUGACAGUGUCCCCCUCGUUCCCGGGCACUUGCCUGCUCUUGAAGCUGAAGCCUUUCUUCAUUCUGCUCUAUGCGGCGCUGGUGCUGGUGGCAUGCGGUGGGAACCUCCUCCUCCUGGCUCACAUCAUCUCCACCAAGAAGCUCCACACCACCACCAACUUCCUCAUCGGCAACCUGGCCGCCUCCGACCUGGUGAUGUGCAUCUUCUGCGUGCCCAUGACGGCAUCCUACGCCUUCGCCAGCCAGGGCUGGCUCUUUGGGAUCUUCAUGUGCUACUUCAUCAAGCUGAUGCAGUCCACCACCGUCUUUGUGUCUGUCUUAUCCCUCACGGCCAUUGCCGUGGAUAGGUAUGUGGUGGUGGUGUAUCCAGUCCACCGCAGGAUUAGACCGCGCUCCUGUGCCUACGUCAUUGCAUUGAUCUGGUUGGUCUCCAUUGGAAUUUCGAUGCCAACUCCCCUGCACACCCAAUAUAUAAAGAUCAACCAUCUGGGGAUCAACAUGAUCAUCUGCGAGGAGCUUUGGGACAGACGGGAGCAUCAAGGUCUACUGUACUCCUGCAUGGUGUUCCUGCUGUUCUACAUGCUCCCAGUUGGUGCUGUUUCCAUCUCCUACUGCGCCAUCACGUACCACCUGAAGAGGAGGAAGGUUCCGGGAGCGGACUUGCACAGCCAUGACAAGUGGUCAAGGAAGAAGAGGAGGGCCUUUUGCAUGCUCCUCAUCUCCGUCCUCUGCUUUGCACUCUGCUGGAUGCCCCUGCAGACGGUCAACCUGAUCUGGGACAUUGACAAGAGCAUCUUCGACAAGACCUACCUGGAGGUGAUCCAGGUGUCGUGCCACCUGGUUGCCAUGAGCUCCACCUGUUACAACCCCUUCAUCUACGCCUCCCUCCACAACAAGUUCCGCCUCCACCUGAGCAACCUGUUGACCCGCAACAGGAAGCAGGGCAGCAGCACCAUGUCCAGCCAAAACUUCCGCUUGAACACCUGCACCUCGCUGGAGGUGUCCACCGUCACCGACAGCAAACAGAAGAGGCCAUUCUAUCUGAAGCAGAGCGUCUGACGAGGACAACUUGGUCGAGGCUACUGAAGCCACUGCCUCCCACCAUGACUCCAGAGGUGGGCCCUCCUCUGUACCAGUCAAUGGGUUCCACUGUGUUCCUGCAGUGUGGAGCCCAGGUUUCUGCUUAGCCCCUCUCCCAUUCAGCAUAACCCCCAGGCCCCACUGUUGGGCUCCAGAGUGGAGCAAGAGGAACACACCAAACAGAAUUGGAUCAGGUUGAGCUCUGUACACUUGCAAACAGAACAAGCAACUGCUUCGUCAUCGAAUGGAAGGGCAGAAAGUUGGCCGUUCCGCACUCAAGAAGAAUGCACCCGUGACAAGAUCCAUUCAACGCCAGUCCACACAAUACAGGGCAGUGGUGAACAGCCACACACACACACACACUCAGAGACAAUGUACCUCUGACGCUGGGCCUUUAGCCGACUACUCGCCCUGUAGAUUUGCAGCAGUUCUCUGCUGAAUGAUUUAAAGCAACAAUGUUUAAGGUGGUUGAACAGAAGGGGUCUGGAUCAUUCGCCAAUUGACCUGGUUGGAGGAUGCCAGAGGAUGCCAGCUGAGGAAUGAAAAAUUAACGACGAACAGAAGUAAAUUCUUCAAACCAGACCUCUGACAUUAGAUGUCCUACACUGAAGAUAUUAAAUACAGGAUAUUAAAUAUAGGCCAUGCAACUCCAGUGUCUCUUCUGUCAUUUGAUUAGGCCACAACCGCCAUCCAACCCGUCUAUCUGCCUUGGAUCCUUGAUCAAUACCCAAUUUGAAAUUUACAUUUGUUUUAGCUUCAAGCUCACCUUCAUUUGGGGAGAGAGUCUCCAGUUAUCCACAGGCCUCUUUGAGGGAAUGCCUCCUGAUAAUAGCAAAGAAUUAAACAAAAUAUUAAAAUGAGGGAGGGUGACUAAGUUGGGGACUGUGGGUGAGUGGUGGAAUAUUUGCGUUGGGGAACGGGUUGCGUUGGGGGACCAUGCCUCCUGUGGGGACUAUGGGUGAGUGGUGGAAUGUUGCAUUGGGGGGACGGCUUGUGUUGGGGUAACGGGUGAGUGGUGGAAUAUGUCACACAGGCCUCCCGUGUGACAGGGACCCAACGGGUCCCACUUGGUCUAGUAUGAAAUAAAAUUCUAGAAAUGCUGGUAACACUGAAUAGAUCCUACAGCAACUAUAGAAAAAAAAUUGAAUUAACUGAAGUCCUCAAGAUAGGUCAUAUACUAGUGAAGAGAGAAAAACAGGCAAUAUUAAAGAUUGGUGACUUUCAACAGAAUUUGCCAGUUCUCUGUGUUCUCUCUCUCAAACUGCCCUCAUUAACCUAUUAAUCUGGCAACUUCAUCUACAUCUUAUCUCCAUUGCAUCUUAUAAGAAAUAUUCCUUUCAUUUUUCCAUCACCCACCUGCCUCUGCUACUUAAAGCUAACUUGUUUUCUCUAUUUCACAGUUCUAAUGAAGAGUCUUUGACCUGGAAUAUUAUCUCUAUAUCUCAUUCCAUGGAUGUUGUCUGACCUGCUGAGUGUUUCCACUGUCAGGCAAAACUUUAAUUAUUUUUUGUCUUUAAUUCAAAUGAAGACAAACUGGAAACUUCAAUGUAAAUAGUGCGGGUACAAAUAAGCUAAAUAGAUUAUGAAAAUGUCUGAGAUAGGAAAAUGACAAAAAUAAUCAAAGUGGAGGUCUUGAGUUUCUGAUCUAGAAUACAAAAGGGCCAAUCUUUGUUACACCACACAGAACAAUGGUGAGUCCACAUCUGGAGCACUGUGUUCACUUCUGGGUUUCAGAUCCUAGGAAGGAUAGGUUUUGUAGAUUGGCUAUUUCCUACUAGCAAAUUAUAGUGCUUGUUAGUAGUGACUCCGCCUGUCAUGCGCUUUAUAUUAUCAAGAGCUUGCCUACGCUAGUUAGUACGAGUAUCUGCUAGGAAAUGUAAUGUCCUGCAGAUCUAUGCUGUAAGUAGAGUAAAUAAACAUGUGUUGUAUCUUGAUCUGUGUUCGACUCAGCUCAUUACAUGGUGUCAGAGAGUGAAUCUUGCCCACCGCGUUCAUGUUUAUUGGGUUUUGUUUUUUAAAUUAGUUUAUGUGCCUACUAUAUGCAUCAUGGCAAAUAGUGUCACCGUCCAAGUCCUCUGAUCUUUGACUCUGACAUUGCUGAACGCUGGCAUCUUUUCGAGCGCAUUAUGCUUGCAUCGUUCAUCGCAACAACCCCCUCGAUGUGCGUACUUCUGUAUUGUUCAACUUCGCGGGACCCGAGGCAAUGAAUCCUGCCAACAAUUUCACAUUUGAGCCUGCUGUUCUGGAUGCUAAUGGUCAGGUCCUGGUGCCUGCUGAGACGAUAGACGACCCUGCUGUCUUACUUGCAAAGUUCAGACGGUUGUGUGAACUGCCCUCAAACUACAUUAUUGAACGGACCAAGUUUUAUGCUCGUAUGCAACAGAUUGAUGAACCGAUUGAACGUUUUAUUAGUGACUUAAAACACAUGGCUGCAUGCUGCCAAUUUCGAGAUCUGUGCGAUGAACUCAUCCAUGACAAACUUGUCGGAGGAAUGCUUGAUAGCAAGUUGCGGGGUGAACUUCUUCGUGAUACUGACCUAACCCUUAAUCAAGCAGAGCAUGCCUGUUGGAUUGCUGAGAUGACAUCUUACCACACUGAGUCUGUGCCCUCCGGUCACCGUUUGCAGCAUAGUGUUAAUCCUACAGACUCUUCCUCUCGUAACACCCGUACAAGGCCUGUUCGAUGUCAAAAUUGCGACUAUUUACAUGCUACGGGUCGACAGUUCUGCGUUGCUUAUGGUAAAGCCUGUAAUUUCUGCAAGAAGUUAAA